AUGGACGGCGAAGAGCCAACGCAGGCGACGCAAAACGUCCUUGACCCGCGCAGGGUGGGCAAGCAGAACUCGGGCUUUUCCGACGAAGACAUCUCGGACAUUGUCUGCGUGCUGUAUCCGCACUCGGAGUGCGCCCGCAACGAGGUCCAGCAGCUGGCCAGGAUUGGGUCGCCCUUCAUCAUCGGCAAGGACGAGGCCGACGGCGUCGAGCCUGACUACGAACUCGAGGACCACCCGAGCCGUUUCGAGUCCGACCCGACGAAUCAUGGCAACUACGCCAUCCUGCUGCGGCUGUCGAGCCAAGCCAAGAACCCUGCGAACGGCUUCGUCUUUGGGAGGAACAAUGCUAGGUGCGACGUCGUCUUCGUCAAUGACCCGUUGCGCAGGAUCAGCAACAUCCAUUUCCGCAUAUACGUAAACGAAUACGGCAUCGUCAUGAUCGAAGACAAGUCCACCAAUGGCACCUUUGUCGACGACAACCUCCUCACUUCUCGCCCCAAGGAGCUGGGCAAGCCACCCAUUACGAGGUGGACGUUGAGCUCGGGGUCCAUCAUCUGCAUCUAUCUCCAUAAUCAUAUGAACGAUCUAUCCUUUCGAGUCCGAAUCCCGCGCCGCGACGGUGAAUAUGAGAGGGCAUAUGCGCGCCAGGUCGAGGAGUACUUUGCUCGCCACGCCUUGCAGACAGCUCAGCAACAGCAGGCUACGCCGCGGCGCCUGGAGCGCGUGCCGUCUGAUCAGCGUUCUCCUUCAAAGCCCAAAGAUACCCGAGCCGUGCGACGAGAGUGGACCGGAUCCGGCAAAUACAACAGGAUAGGCAUGAUUGGCAAGGGAGCCUUUGCGGUCGUUUACAAAGUCACAUCUAAGUAUGACGGAAAGCCAUACGCUGCCAAGGAGCUCGAGAAACGCCGCUUCAUUAAGAAUGGAGUGCUGGACCAAAAGGUGGAGAAUGAGAUGAAGAUUAUGCGCAAGGUGCAUCAUCCCAACAUUGUGCGAUACAUGGAAAACUUUGACUGGGACGAUCGACUACUCAUCAUCAUUAUGGAGUUUGUGCCUGGAGGGGACCUUGGAAAACACAUCGUAGAUUAUGGCCCAUUUAAUGAAGAAGACUCAAGGACAAUGGCCCAGCAGCUGCUGAGUGCACUCGCCUACUUACAUCGCAAUAACAUUACCCAUAGAGACGUCAAGCCAGACAACAUAUUGAUCAAUACGCUUCAGCCACUGGACGUCAAGCUCACCGACUUUGGCCUUUCAAAGAUGGUGGACACUGAGCAAACAUUCCUCAGGACCUUUUGCGGCACACUGCUUUACUGUGCACCAGAGGUGUAUACCGAGUAUGUGGAGUACAACCAUGCCGUGGACAUCUGGUCUCUAGGUGGCGUCCUCUUUUAUUCGAUGACGGGGCAACCUCCAUAUCCAGUCAAAAGCGGCAUCAGCUAUUCCGAGCUGCUGCAUAAAAUCAUGACGGAGAUGCUGGACAUCCGACCGUUGGAUCAAUAUUCCAUUUCCUCAAGCGGUAUCGACUUCCUCUGCCGCAUGCUUCAGAGAAGACCGGAGAACCGUGCGACAGUAGAGGAGCUUGAUGACCAUCCAUGGCUGGCCGGUACAACUAUUGAGGCCUCGCAGUCGUUUGAUGAAAUUACCGACGACGAAGACUACUUAGAUCCGCUGAUCCAGUACCAGGCACAUGAGAAUGCGGAUGAGGAUGACCGAGUGAGCGAUUCCAUGGGGGAAGAGGAGGAAGAAGGGGGCAAUGCAAAGGGAAAAGGAAAGGAGAACGGAAACUAUACGUUUGGCCGAGGCACGCAACCUCGCCUCUUUGGAGAAGUUGGCGCUUCCGCCUUUGUCAACUCUGGAGCCGUACCAGAGCAGCAUCUCAACCUGCCCGUCACGAACAGGAAUGGAGUGAGCGGCAGCAGUGGUGGCAGCAGCAGCAACUUUGAAAGCCAAGUAGACGAAGCCUACGAUUCUGGGGAUUCUGCCGCAACUCUCGUUAAGCACCGCCGUAUCUUCCGACAAGACACAAGCGUGUCCAUUGCCCCCCAUCAGUCUGCUGACCAGUUACAAAGUCUGGUGGAAGAUGUCGCUUCGCAGAACCUGAAUGGCACCGGAUCGGUGAUACGGCACGUGGAAUCGUCGUCACUCUACUUGACUGCAGCAUCAAUGGACUUCAACACGAGCAAGCGCAAACCCCCGUCGGUUGAAGCCAGCGACGAAUUCGAUAGCACGCCUACCGGGAAGCCGACCAUCAAAAGGCUAAAGUCCGAGGUGUACUCCGACGACCUUUCCGAGGAGGCCGUCGAGGAGUGCAAGCUGCUGGCUCGCAUGCCGCCGAUUCAGAGAUCGGGAUCUGGCCGUCAGAUCGACGGGCCGGUAAGCAAGCAGCUCUUUUGGGAGCAAGACCGCAAGACGUGGCACCUCAACUAUCCCGAGAUGACGCAGCUUCAAUACCAGGCGUUUGUCCAAGCUGCGCGCGACAGGGGCGAACAGUUUAGUCCGGGCAAGACACCUCUGUGGAACUUGGCGAUGAAGUACUUUCCGCCUGUUGGCUCGGCAGAGAAGCAGAAUGGCCAAAUCAACUCGCCGAUUGUGGGCCAGUCUUCCGACGAGGAUGUCGCCAUGGAUUUCCCUCCAACUGCCAUACAGCCUGAUGAGGACGCCGAGCCUUUCAUCCCAGAUUCACAGAAUCUCGUGGUUCCUGGGAUCUCAUGUCCCAUGACGGACUCGCUAGUAUCAUUUGGCCGUGGCCUGGAAAACACCAUCGUCUACGAGGAAAGGACUGACACAAGAGUGCCGAAGUGGGCCUUCAAGAUUCUCCUAUGGAAAGAGGGCUAUGAUCCCGCCAAGGACACGACCAAGACGCCUCCUCCCUGGGCCAAGGACUCUACACCAGACAAAGACUCCUACUUCUGCUGGAUCUCAUCUAAAGCUACCAAUGGGAUCCAUAUAAACGGACAUGCCCUUCCGUCCUCCGAUGUAAAGAACCCUGCAUCAGCCUCAGUACACUGGGCAAAACUGUACGCCGGAGACACCCUCCUCGUAUGGGGCACCCCGGACACUCAACUCCAGACAAAGUUUGUCUUCCGCUGCUUCUGGGGCGGCUCGGCUCUCCCACGCCCAGAUCAACAGGGGCUCGAGUUCGCGGACGCUUCCUUAGCAGAGAAGCUCGACGCCGCCUGCCUGCGCACGGAGAAGCGCAUCCGCGACGUCAGCGACAAGCUCGCCGAGAAGCGCAGCAGGAUCAACGACGCAAAGGCCGAGGACAGGGAGCGCGUUCGGCGGCUCGACUUUGAGCGCGAGAGGAGCCACGCCUUUGAGCAGAACCGGCUCGAGGCCAUUGAGCUGCUGGCCUCGAGGCAGGGCACCUCGUCGAGAAAAGGCUCGCCUGGUAGCGUGGUGACGCCGACAACCAUGUAUCAUUCGAAUAGGCUGCAGUCGACUAUGAUUCGGCUGAGUCCGGAGAAGGAUACCCUGCGGUCGGUUCGAUGA
Messenger RNA from Trichoderma breve, 3486 nucleotides. RefSeq names its product protein kinase domain-containing protein. The coding region runs from base 1 to 3486 and encodes 1161 amino acids. Gene Ontology annotation, biological process: autophagy; peptidyl-serine phosphorylation. The record is from RefSeq and is a predicted model, not a curated record. NCBI's taxonomy places the organism in Eukaryota, Fungi, Ascomycota, Sordariomycetes, Hypocreales, Hypocreaceae. Gene Ontology annotation, cellular component: cytoplasm. The transcript is spliced from 6 exons. Gene Ontology annotation, molecular function: protein serine/threonine kinase activity; ATP binding; protein binding.